Messenger RNA from Dermacentor silvarum, 2782 nucleotides. RefSeq names its product glycogen synthase kinase-3 beta. The transcript is spliced from 3 exons. Gene Ontology annotation, biological process: protein phosphorylation. The record is from RefSeq and is a predicted model, not a curated record. Bases 324 to 1529 code for a protein of 401 amino acids. NCBI's taxonomy places the organism in Eukaryota, Metazoa, Arthropoda, Arachnida, Ixodida, Ixodidae. Gene Ontology annotation, molecular function: ATP binding; protein kinase activity.
CCGAGCGGCGCUGGCCUCGCGCCCAGGCCCGCGCGCACCGGCGGCCGGCCCGCUGCAUCGAAGAAGAUUGGCCGAGCACAAAAAAACAAAAACCCGCGCCAGAGGCCACGACGACGAAGCAGCUGGAGACGUCGGCGACGCGUCAUGUACCCGCCGGUAGCGCUCGGUGCCGUGGUCGCCUCCUGAGGAGCCCAGCGGCGUCCAUGAGGCUCUAGCCUCGGAGCCUCGCUCGCCACCGUGCAUCCUGUGUCAGCGGCAGGGUCGAGCUCAGUGACCCGCACCAAACAAGGCCGAGCACGCCAGCCACGGAGUCAUUCGCUGGCAUGGCGAGAAAGCUGACCGCUUUCUCCACGACGGGUGCCAACAACCCCAGCAGUGGCGGAUACUACCACCUGCCAAUCACCGACAUUGUCAUCACCAAGCGCGAUGGCCAGAAGGUGAAGACGGUGCAGGUGGUUCGGUCCGACGGGCCCGACGACGAGCUGAUCGAGAUGUCGUACAUCAGCACCAAGGUGAUCGGCAAGGGCACCUUCGGGGUCGUCCAGCAGAUCAAGCUGGUCGACACGGGCGAAGUGUACGCCGUCAAGUGGGUGCGCCAGGACCGCAAGUUCAAGAACCGCGAGCUGCAGAUCAUCCGCUCGCUCGCCCAUCCCAACAUCACGCGGCUGUGCUACUUCUUCUGCACGCUGGACAAGAACAAGGACACCGUCUACCUCAACCUCAUCAUGGAGUACAUCCCGGAGACCGUCCACAGGGUCAUCAUGCACUACAGCCGAAACAAACACACCUUCCCACUCUUCUUCAUCAAGCUCUACAUGUACCAGGUUCUGCGGGGCCUGGCGUACAUCCACAUGCUCGGCAUCUGCCACCGGGACAUCAAGCCGCAGAACUUGCUCUGCGACCCAGACAAGUGCAUAGUCAAGGUGUGCGACUUCGGCUCGGCCAAGAUCCUCAUCAAGGACGAGCCGAACGUGGCGUACAUCUGCUCGCGCUACUACCGGGCGCCCGAGCUCAUCCUGGGCGCCACCGAGUACACCACCAUGGUGGACGUCUGGUCGGCGGGCUGCGUGCUGGCCGAGUUCUUCAUCGCGAGGCCCGUGUUUCCCGGCGACAGCAACCUGGACCAGUUCUCCGAGAUCAUGCGCAUCCUGGGCACGCCCACCGAGGAGCAGGUGCUGCAGAUGAACCCAAACUGGACCGAGUGCCGGUUCCCCAAGCGCAAGUCGGUGCCCUGGGACAAGGUGCUCGAGGGCAAAGGGAUGCCCAAGGCCAUCGACCUGCUCGCCAGGCUCCUGGACUACGUGCCCAGCAAGCGCAUCACGUGUUUCGACGGCAUGGCGCACGCGUUCUUCGACGACCUGCGCAUCGCAGGGGCCACGUUGCCCGACGGUGGCCCCCUGCCGCCCCUGUUCAACUUCUCGGCCGAGGAACUCCAGGUGAACCCGUCCAUCAAUCACCUGCUGCGACCCCAGCAGGUUGGCACGUCGAGCAACGCGAUGUCCAGAAAGGGCUCGUUACCCAAGAAGUGACACAGCCUGCCCGCUCUGAAGUUCUUUUUCUUGCGAAUCGGUUUCUAUCUCGACGGCCUCCUCCUUCUCCUGUCCUGGACGGGAGCGCAUCGACUUUGCCGAGGGCUUUCACGUUCCAAGAACCACCGGGCCGGGGCCUUCGACUUUUCUUUUAUAUAUUUUAGUGUUCUCAUGUGUCAUGGUGCGGCUUUCUGCCGCUUCUCUCUCCUUUUUUUUUAAUCUGCCUGGUGGCAUUCAGUUACCGGGUGUUUUGAUGACAAAGAGAAAAAAAAAUGUAAGAAAAAACGCAGCAGCUGGCUGACGGGUGUUGGUGAGUCUGUCCUGUGUAGGCGUCAGUCGGACAGCUGACCGUAAUCGACGAGCACCGCCGUUCUCGUGUACAAAACGCAUGCUGAAUCAUCCUCGUAGCGCCUCGCAUACGGUUGCGACGCGUCUUCUAAGGGACAUAUGUAAAGUGCACUCGGCAUGUGACGUCAUUAAGUAGUCAGAAGUGUUGCAUAUGUUUUCCUGUACCCUGCGCUGGUGCAAAGAAACGCAUAGAGCAUCAAGUGCGGCUGCCCGUUCUCCUUAAACUCUCUGCUGCUCAUUUUAUCCAUGGAUGCAUUACUUAGAUGCGAGGAAAUAAAGUUUUUUUUUUUUAACAAGCAAGAAGUUUACGUGCCCCACGUGGUUUUCGUAUUUAGCAAUCUUUAGUGAUCCGUGGGCUAACUCGAGAGUGUGACAAAGCGUGAUACGUCAACCACAGUUGGCUGGAUGCAAUUUGGUCUUCUGUACGCCCAGUCUUUUUUUAUCUUUUUUUUUCUUGUGAAAUCAAGAAGACACGACAGCACCGACGCGUUAAAUAGCAUCGUGGGUCUUUUAGCUUCUGCGCAGUGUGUUUCCUGCCUUAGUCCAUAAAUGUUUGCGCGUGUUGACGCAAAGUCGAAGCAAGUCGUAGCCUACCGACCCUACGUGCCGGGACUGGACUUCACCUCCAAGGUGGGGUCGACGCGGGUCGACUGGCUAUCAAUGGGCCGACACAACCUAAAGAGUAACGGCGACGAAAUCUCACUUGAGCUCAAUUUGUUAACAAAUGAAUAGGUAAAAGUGGAAUGUGGUAGACAACAGCAGUAUUAACUUUGUGUGGUAUAUACGCUUUUUUUAAGGGACAACAGACACCUGCACAAGCGGAUGUAGCCUGAAUUCGUUGCGCUACGAGUGAUCCUAUGCUGUGAUAGUCAGCGGUGAUAGUGACCGACUGUGCUCGCGUGUCU